AUGGGGAUUCCACUGCCAUGGAAUUGGAUGUCGGAAAAAGAGAUUUACGGCGAAACAGCAGAUCCAUGGGAAGUUCUUCAAGACGUUCAUUGGGAAGAUUUUCAUUCCGAAACGAAAUUCAAGCACGUCACGUACGUUCUUACCAAGUUAUUACGAGUUAAUGGCAAGACUCGUAUCGCCAGAAGAACAAAAUCGGGUACUUGGAAGGGACAAACGAGUGGCAAAGAAAUUUACGAUGAGUCAUCGGGAAAUUUAAUCGGCUUGUCCAAGAUGUUCACCUUUUACAAGAAUAAACCUAAAGGCCGGAGCGGCGAAGAAGAAGAAGAACACGGUCACUGGAUUAUGCAAGAGUUUUCAUUGGCCGGGAAUCACUUGGAUGUUUCCAAAGGAAAACUUAAAGGAAAAGACAAAGAAGCAGCCGAAGGAAUCGAAGAAGAUCGUGAGGAAUCGAAGAAGAUCGUGAUGCGUUUUCCAAGAUGCAGAAGAUUGAUUUGGAUAAUAUAG
This is a messenger RNA of Erythranthe guttata (spotted monkey flower), 504 nucleotides long. The record is from RefSeq and is a predicted model, not a curated record. Lineage: Eukaryota; Viridiplantae; Streptophyta; Magnoliopsida; Lamiales; Phrymaceae.